AUGAACGGCACCCUGGCCGCUCUUACCGACACCGGCUACAUAGAGCUACUGGGACCCGAACCCAACGUUGAUGCCGUCGGCGAUUACGACGGCGACUUCCCCAGUGUAGUUCUGCUGGCCCCGGAUGUGGACGAAGCGAACCUCGGACACGACGACGAAGCGCCGCCCGUUCUCCGGUGCGUCUCCGAUGAAGACCUUGACGCUCCCGACCUGUACCAGGAUUCCGACGAUUUCGUCACCGUGCCCUGUGCCGCCACCGAAUUGAUCAAACGCAUCCUGCGUCUGGCUCAGAAAUAUAACGGAGCCAACGCAGCAGAUUUGAUCCGUGUGGGUACGAUCACCGUAAAUCCUUCCACGUACCAAGUCACCUCCAACGGCCGGGCAGUGGAUCUGGCCUGGCUGGAGUUUCAACUGUUGCAGUUCCUGAUGGUGAACGUGGGCCGCGUCUUUACCCGCGAUCAAUUGCUGGCCAACGUCUGGGGCGUGGAGAACAUUGGCGGCACCCGCACCGUUGACGUGCAUAUCCGCCGGUUGCGCUACAAACUGGAAACCAGCGGCACUGCCUACUUCCGCACCGUCAAAAACGUCGGAUACGGAAUGAUGGAGCCAUAG
Geodia barretti is the source of this 612-nucleotide messenger RNA. NCBI's taxonomy places the organism in Eukaryota, Metazoa, Porifera, Demospongiae, Tetractinellida, Geodiidae. The record is from the annotation of a GenBank genome assembly.